Molecule: messenger RNA, 564 nt
Organism: Cooperia oncophora
Lineage: Eukaryota; Metazoa; Nematoda; Chromadorea; Rhabditida; Trichostrongylidae
Source: the annotation of a GenBank genome assembly
UUGCAGGAUGUCAUACGAGAAGAGUUUGCACAUGUUCAAUUGAAAAAUAUAAAACGGUUAGCAACCCUAGGUGUGGGAGGAUUUGGACGAGUAGAAUUAGUUUGUAUUAAUGGUGACAAAUCCCGGACGUUUGCUCUAAAAGCAUUAAAAAAGAAACAUAUCGUAGAUACCCGGCAACAAGAGCACAUUUUUGCGGAGCGAAAUAUUAUGAUGGAGACUAACUCUGAAUGGAUUGUGAAAUUAUUCAAAACAUACCGUGAUACAAAAUACGUGUACAUGCUUCUCGAAGUGUGCCUGGGUGGAGAGUUGUGGACAACGUUACGAGACAGAGGUCAUUUUGAUGACUACACUGCUCGAUUUUAUGUUGCCUGCGUGCUCGAAGGAUUAGAGUACCUCCACAGAAAACAUAUAGUAUAUCGUGAUCUCAAGCCGGAAAAUUGCCUGCUCACCAACACGGGAUACCUCAAACUAGUCGAUUUUGGUUUUGCCAAGAAGUUAGCGUCUGGUAGAAAAACAUGGACGUUCUGUGGAACACCAGAGUACGUGUUUUUGUUAUGCCCAUAA